Messenger RNA from Symbiodinium necroappetens, 2022 nucleotides. Lineage: Eukaryota; Dinophyceae; Suessiales; Symbiodiniaceae. The record is from the annotation of a GenBank genome assembly.
AUGGCAAGGGUCGAAACUGCCCAGCAGCGAAUUGAACUGGCGCUCUCGUAUCAGGGUGGAGCUAUGCAGGAGGUUGCGCACAUAGUCUCGAACAACAACAGCCGCUCUCGCCAGCCAAGCGUCGACCACGACGGCAGCAUGGCCAGCCAGCUGUCGUCGGGUGUCUCUGGCGGAGGACAGUCGAAGACAGCACAGCAGGUGUUGCUGCCGCCGGCACCAGCUCUUCCAGGUCAACCGCCUCCCGCGCACGAGCUCCCAGACUUCGAUCCAUUGCCAUUCGAGGCCAGUGUCGAGGAAGCUGUUCCUCAUUCAAGCGCCCACGUUCUCGGCCUGCCAUCAGGCUGUCGGCGCAGCGCGCGAAGUCACAGCCGACAAAGUGAAGGUAGCAGGAUGAGCAACACUCCCAGCGUCAGAUCUGAUCGGGGAGAUGGUGUACAGUCCCGCGCCUUCGGGCAGUUCAUAGCGAAGCGACGCGGGCCUUUGGCGAGCCAGUAUGGCAUGAUGGAGGAGUUGGAGGAGCACAUGGGACAGAAGCUCUUGCACAGGCCGCACCGUGGACGUGCCGGGCCAAAGGGCCGCAGCCGAGGCCACGCUGGCAGUCCGGUGAUUCCCUCCGUCCCGGUCCCCGUGCCGGUGCCGCUCAGGGACAAGAAAGCUCGAGCCGCUUCACAGGACUCUUCGUAUCCAUCUGCAGACAAUUCCGUGGGAAGGAAACAGUCCAGGCGGGUCCCGACACUGACGAGCAGACCAGGCAGCCAGGGGCGCGACAAGAACAAUCUGUUGAAGGAUUGUCAAUCUCUCGAUGCCUUGCAGAACCAGUAUGAUGCCUCUGUGGUCGCAACGCCUAAAUCAAAGCGGCCACCCCGCUGGGAGGACGCCGGCUGCAGCGUGCCGCCCGUGUCACUGCCAUCGUUAGCAUCGAAGUUGUCGAAGCAGUCGAAGCAUUCCGAAAGGAGUCGCCGGCCAAAGCUGAACUCGGCUUGGCCCCGAGAAGCUUGGUUGUGCAUGUGCCUCAUGGGCAUUUUGGAUUUCCGCGAGGGCAUCCUUCCGCGGCUUUUUGCCUUCUUCAUGAACUGCAUUUGGCCUCUGAUGCUGGGGGUGGCCAUGGUGUACCUGUGGGUACGCAAUCCCGAGCCAGAGGUUUACGACGUGGCCACACUUGGUUGCUUUGGCCUUGGCGGCGUCAUUGCCACACUUGCCCUGCGACGACGGGGCCUUGCAAGGCUCGUUGGCCCUGUCGAGACAAGCCUUGAUGACUACGCCGCAGAAGUUGGCUUCCUCGCAGACUGGCUGAAGCUUUCGCGCCGGCGAUUCUGGAUCCUGCUGGUGCUUCAGUUGGUGACAGUGUCGACACGAAGUGUCUAUAUCUACGUUCUCAACGUCGAUGACGACACCACCGAAGCACCGCUGCUGAUAAUGAUGGUCACGCUGUUCACUGCCGUGAGCGCGCGCAAUGCUGGCGCUUGUUACUCGCUGGUACACCUCUGCUGUGGCCUGGAGUUGGCUAUCGACAGCUUUGCACUGCGUUUCUUCAAAGACAUGGACUUCGAGCAAGCCCUGGAGGACUGGAACGAGGUCCAAGCAACGUUGAGGCAGGUGUCGACAAAGCUGAGUGAUAGCUUUAUUGCUUUGGCGGCAGGCUGCGUGGGGGCCCUGGUUUUCUUCGCCGAGCAAGCUUUCCGCCAGCCUGAGUCGCUGCGGCUGAGCUACCGGAGCGCCCUCUGGAUUGGCUGGCUCUACCCACCGUUUAUGAUGCUCGGGUAUGCGCUGCUGCGGGCCGCAGCUGUCACCGAAAAGGCGAGCCGUGUUGCGCCGCUGGUGAACUCGUGGAAAUUCCAGGAUACUGAGGAUGAUGCAGCGGCGCUAUGGAUGGACACCGACAGGCAGUAUGUGGUCCAAUACAUCAUCCAGAGCCAAGCUGGCUUCUACAUGAAAGGCGUCCGGGUGAAUGCCUUCAGCGUGCAAAAAAUUGGCUACUACUUGGCUGCUGCCACGCUUGGUCUGCUUUCCAGGGCAGGCUGA